AUGUCCACUCAGACCCAAGCGGGCAUAGACAACCUUCUGUUGGCUGCCACGGCGAUGUCCUCUCUCCGCAGCAACGAGGUCCCUAUCGUCAGGGUCACCGAGGGCUUCAUCGCUGACGAGGCUGGGGCGUCUAUCUACAGUGUGAGCGCAGAGGCGGUGAAGGAGAUGCCAGACCUGGAUCCCAACAUCAGAAGUGCAGUGUCCAUUGGGAGGCGAGUUCAGGACCCACUGGCAGAGCUGGUGAAAAUCGACCCCAAACACAUUGGCAUCGGAACGUACCAGCACGACGUGUCCCAGCCUCUGCUGCGUGCUGCCCUGGACGGGACGGUGCAGGAGUGUGUGAGCUUCGUGGGUGUGGACAUUAACAUCUGCUCCGAGACGCUCAUGAGGCACGUGGCGGGUUUGAACGCGGGCCGGGCUCGCAGCAUCGCUGAAUGGCGGGAGAAGAGCGGGCCGUUCCAGAACCGGGAGCAGCUGAAGCAGGUCAAGGGCCUGGGCCCAAAGAGCUUCCAGCAGUGUGCCGGAUUUAUCCGCAUCAACCCCGAGACUGCAGCCAGCGUGCACAGUGAUGACGGCCCGUCCCCCGAUAAGCCAUUGGCUAAGAAAGGGAAGGGGAAAGCCAGCGCACCAAUUAGCAAUCAGCCCAACCCUCUGGACCAGACGUGCAUUCAUCCAGAGUCAUACAACAUUGCAAUGAAGUUCCUGUCUGUGGUGGGGGGUAGUGUGUCCCAGCUGGGCCAGGCUGAUCUGAAGCAGAGGGUGGAGGAGUGUGUGAGGGACAGGGGCCUGGAGGCUCUGGGCCGAAGUCUGGACACCUCACCAGACACCCUGCAGCUCAUCGUAGAUGGACUCACCCAGCCGCCCGGCUUUGACAUGCGGCAAGAAUUCGAUCUGCCUGACUUCAAGCGUGGGAUCGUCUCCAUGAGUGACCUGCGCCCUGGUGCAGUUCUGACGGGUCGGGUCACCAACACGGCUCUGUUCGGGGCGUUCGUGGACGUUGGGGUGGGUCGGAACGGGCUCAUCCCUAACCGCUUCAUAACGGCGGCCAAGCUGCCUGAGGACCUGCGGCGCCGAAGCCUGGCUCUGGGGCCCGGCCAGCGCGUGGAGGUCAGCGUCAUCGAUGUGGACCACCAGCGGAAACGCAUCACCCUGGAUCUCCUACGGGUUCUCCGGUAGGAACCAGGACUGCCACCAGGUUCUGUGACAGGGCCAGGAACCGUGUCCAGUUUUCUGAAGAUCAGUUCAGUUCAGUUCAGUUCAGUUCUGUGGUAGGACACAGAACCUCGUCCAUGUUCUCUGCCUGGAAAGGGAACCAAGAUCUCCAAAUCUUCAUUUGUGUUCCUUGGAAUCUUAGAAUCCCCGGUUUCCAUGAAUCUUGGAACUGGAGUGGGAACAAGUCUCAGGAUUGUGCUGGGAAGUCAUCGUAGUGCUCUGAUAGGACUCAGAACUUAAUUCAGACCCUCAGACCGACGGUUUGGCCUUCAGCCAACAAUGAGUUGGAAUCUAAAGUGUUCAUUCUUACAAGGAUUUCUCAUAGUUUUCCUCAUUUGUUCUCAGAAAGGGAGAGAAUUUAGUUUAGUAGAUUAAGCACAGAGUUGUUCCCUGUAUGCCUAAGAAUCUAAAGCAGAACCUCAUUGAGGUUCUAGAACACCAGGAUCCCUGUCUCUAACAUUCAGGGAUGGUAUGAUUCCAUUUCCUGACCAUUUCAUUCUCAAUCAUUUACGGUCCAACUGGUCGCUGUGUUCUCUCGUUCAGGUUCAUCGUCGGCCAUUAGUAUAGGUGAUACUGUCUGAAGGAAGACAUUUUGCACAUCUGAAAGCGGACCGAACAGAAGACUGAAAAAGCUUUAGUUUGCACUGUUGUAUAAACUUUGGUAAACAUUCAUAUCAAACCCUUGUGUUGUCUUAUUAGAUAAUGUCUUAAAUAAUUAAAUAAUAAUUCAAUAAUAGUGUUUU
Clupea harengus (Atlantic herring) is the source of this 1955-nucleotide messenger RNA. It is a transcript of the gene srbd1, whose product is annotated as S1 RNA-binding domain-containing protein 1. Gene Ontology annotation, molecular function: structural constituent of ribosome; mRNA binding. The transcript has 8 exons. Gene Ontology annotation, biological process: nucleobase-containing compound metabolic process; translation. The record is from RefSeq and is a predicted model, not a curated record. NCBI's taxonomy places the organism in Eukaryota, Metazoa, Chordata, Actinopteri, Clupeiformes, Clupeidae. The coding region runs from base 1 to 1176 and encodes 391 amino acids.